CAAACCAAACACAACAUGCAGAAGGGAAGCAUUCUAAUUGUGGCACUUGUUGCACUGGGAGCCAUAGCCGAGGCGAUGCCUCAGCGGCUCAGGCCUUUACCCCAGAGCCCACCUCCAAAGCCGCUAUUUCGCCAUCGUUUCCGCCGUCAGGUGCUGGGCGGCUCAGUGGCCUCAAACCCGGCAGGUGGCGCCGAUGCUCGUAUGGAUCUGACCAAGGGAUUUGGUACUCCCGAUCAUAAUGCUAUCAUCCAGGGAUUUGCAGCUGGAAACACACAAUCAGGUCCCGUCACCGUUGGCGGAACUGCGGCCUACAAUAACCAUGGCCAUGGUGCCUCUUUGACGAGGACUCACACACCCGGCGUAAAGGACUCGUUCCAGCAGGAGGUUCAUGCCAAUCUCUUCAACAACGGCGUACACAAUCUCGAUGCCAAGGCAUUCGCCUCGCAGAACAAACUGGCCAACGGUUUUGAGUUCCAACGCAAUGGCGCCGCUCUGGACUACUCGCACAUCAAUGGCCAUGGUGCCAGUGUGACGCACAGCAAUUUCCCCGGCAUUGGUCGUCAGUUGGGCGCCGAAGCUCGUGCCAAUCUGUGGUCCUCGGCUGAUCGCAACACGAAAUUAGAUCUGACGGGAUCGGCCAACAAGUGGAUGAGUGGUCCAUUCUCCAACCAAAGGACAGACUUUGGCGCUGGUCUGGGUCUCAGCCAUCGUUUCGGUGGUUAAAGCUGGAAUGUUAAAUGAUGAAAUUUGUGUAUAAUAAUAAUUUAUAGAAAAUGUUACCAAUCCAACAAUUA
Molecule: messenger RNA, 794 nt
Organism: Drosophila subobscura
Lineage: Eukaryota; Metazoa; Arthropoda; Insecta; Diptera; Drosophilidae
Product: attacin-A-like
Exons: 2
Coding region: 16-723 (235 amino acids)
Biological process (GO): defense response to bacterium
Cellular component (GO): extracellular region
Source: RefSeq, a predicted model, not a curated record